AAGGUUCGAAAUUUUGAAAUAGGAAAAAAAAUAUAUUUAAGUUUGAAUUUAAAAGGAAAAUGAGUUCUAAGUUACUUUUCAAUGGGCAAAAAAUAUAUAAUUUUUGAGAGUAAGGCUCAUUGUUGGGUAAUUAUAGCUGGCUCCAUUUCUUCUUCAGCUUCAUUCCUCUCUCUCUCUCUCUCUCUCUCUCUCUGGUUUGAAGAGUGGAGCGUGUCUGGAGUUCCAUGGGCUUGAGCAGUAGUCGUCUGGGGUCGCGCCCUUCUCGCCCCCGAGUCAACCGUCCGAGGCGCAGACUCUCCUCUUUCAUCUGCGGUGGCUCCUCUUCUCACGUCUCCCUUGAGGUAGAAGAUCCAGCUGAAACACUGGUGAACCCUGCAGAAUUUUGUGAUCCACAUGUUCAUGAGCUCCAAAGCCUCGUGAAGGAGUCCAUUUCGCACUCUGGUUCAGGAACUGGGUUUACCAGCUCUGAACAUGAAACUGGAACAUCAUCUGUGAGCAGUAUUGCGGCCUUUGAGAACAUGUCUGCUGAAGAUGCUUCAAGAAAUGUUGUGAUAGGUAGUAAGGAGAAAUACUUGUAUGAGAGCAAGGAAUUAGUUCCUCCUCAUGAGCUAGAUGAUGAAUAUAAUCGAUGUAGGGAUACAGCUAGUACAUCCACAAAAGACCAACAUUCUCCAGAUCCACCAUCCAUAAAUGUAAGGGCUAAUAAGCUGAACAUGGGCAUAGUCAAUGAAAAUGAUAACUCAGUGAAUAAGGGUGUGUCUCGGAUUUGUCCAGAGGUUAUAUAUUCAAAUGGAUCAUCUUCUCAGGAGCGUGGAAACCCAUCGUUAGAUGGGGCAUCUGUUGAAAAUGUCAGUGAACCAGUGACAGUCCGCAAUUCUGUUUCUGACACUGUUCCAGUUGUUUCUGAUUCGCCAUUAUCAUUUCAGUCACAAAGAGAGGAAUCUGUGCAAGAUGAUAUAACUUCAGGCCUUGGAUUCCUUGUUUCAGAUAGGGAACGAGGAGGACAGAGCGAUGGAAGUGUUCUUCAUGUUGAUGUGGUGAGUAUCUCUUCCAAUGUUUUGUCUAGUAGCUCUGCUGAAAUAAGUAAUCAUGAGGCAAGAAGGAAUAGUAGAAGACUUUUUUGGGAUGCUUUCUCAAGACGCAGUUCUAGAAGGCAUAGUGAUUCCCCAACCAUAGUUUUCUCCAUGGAUGAUACUGAUGAUCUAGGAUCUCAUGACAGAUGGCUGCUUAAUCUAAGUGGUGAUUUCUUUGGUGAUCGCAUUGGAAAUGAACCUGGCAGUCUGAGCAGUAGAAUACAGAGCACAAAUGAGCGACGAUGGCAUUCGAGAUCUGAGAUAUGGGAAAGGAUUCGCGGUGGCCUUGGUGAGAGUGGUCGGCGAACUACCUAUUGUCCGUCAGGGCUCCAUCCAGAUGGUACGUGCUCUUGUGAGUCAUUGUUGACAGCUGAAGAGACUGGUACUCGUGCAAGUAUUUCACGGAUAGUCAUGCUAGCUGAAGCCUUAUUUGAGGUUUUGGAUGAAAUUCAUCGCCAACCCAUGUCAUUUUCCCUAUCUAUGGUUUCAGUUCCUGCCCCCGAGUCACUUGUCAACUCUUUUCCUCUGAAGAGUCACAGAAAGCCUGACCCAGCUAAGACUGGGGAUGAUGUUGAGCAGUGUUACAUUUGCCUGGAUGAGUACGAGGAUGGCGAUAAAAUACGCGUUCUUCCUUGUCACCAUGAAUAUCACAUGUCAUGUGUUGAUAAAUGGCUCAAAGAAAUACAUGGGGUUUGCCCACUCUGCCGAGGUGAUGUUCGCGAAGGUCUUGCUGUGGGUUCUGUCUGUAACUCAGAGACCCAUCUUUGAUAAAAUUGUACAUACAUAUAAAGUUCUCAGUGGUUCGGCUGUUGAUAUGUUGUAUUUACUGUCAGAAAAUAUAUUUGUGUCUUCAAUGUUACAUCCUUCAAAUUCUGUGUUUCAUGGCAUCUUUUCCUCUGUAAGAUGUGUUCCUGUAACAAUAUUUAAUAAGGUGUUUCAAAAGAUGAGGCCCAGGCUUGGCAUUCACACCCCCUGGCUCCAUAAUUUCAUUUC
Molecule: messenger RNA, 2066 nt
Organism: Malania oleifera
Lineage: Eukaryota; Viridiplantae; Streptophyta; Magnoliopsida; Santalales; Ximeniaceae
Exons: 6
Coding region: 225-1841 (538 amino acids)
Source: RefSeq, a predicted model, not a curated record